Molecule: messenger RNA, 6331 nt
Organism: Dreissena polymorpha
Lineage: Eukaryota; Metazoa; Mollusca; Bivalvia; Myida; Dreissenidae
Exons: 18
Coding region: 109-6048 (1979 amino acids)
Source: RefSeq, a predicted model, not a curated record
CAAAACUGAAGAUCAAUAUAUAUAAUCGAAGGGAACUGCUUAAGUAGUUGAAGACUGUCAGUAGAAGAAUGUAGGUGAAUUAAGCUAAAAUAUUGUCAUUGGUACUUUAUGUAUAUAUACAUAAGCUAUAAAAUGUUUUAUUCGGCUAUGCUGAUGUCAGCCUUGAUAUGCCUCCUCUCAGCAAACAUUGACGUGCGUGUUUGUCCGUCUGGAUUCCUGCGAGAAGCUGAACAAUGUUUUGUAGUCGAGUUUUCGGCACAAUACACGUUCUCACAAGCGCAAACCGCAUGCGCGAACACAAGAUCUGGCUCUGAGCUUUUGAAAAUUCGACACGAUGGUUUUAUAAGCCAUUUCCAAAAUCUUUUCCACCAUAACGGUUAUGAUUUAUGGCUGGGGGCAGAGCGAUCUCUUAAUGGAUUCCGAUGGUUAGACACUACCCCAUGCUGUGACCCAUACUGGAUCCCAGGCGAACCGAAUAAUGAGCAUGGCAACGAGCAUUGUGUGCACAUAUGGACAUUCGGCGGUAAUACAGGCCUAAACGAUCAUAUCUGUGGCGUUAAAAAAGGUUUCGUGUGUGAAAUCCAGGAAUGUAGAGUAAUAUCAAAUUGUGAGAAGCCAACUUGUUCGAGUAACGCAGAUACGAAGUGUUUGAAAUGCUACGAUGAUAACGUUUUCUUCAAGAGAACAACAGAUGACACGUUGUGUGAACGACUUUGUGACUAUGAUAGCCAUUUUUGUUGGCCUGGAACGUGCGGAUCUGGUUUGACGAAGAACUGUGUGUGUAAACCAAAUUUUGUGCGAACCAGCAAUUCAUCUUCAACGUUAUGUCAAUUGGACGCAAACCAAACUGCCGAGAUCGAAACAUGCGCCACCAGAGUUUAUAGUUCUCAUGGAGAUGCAUUCGAGUCUAAAACUAACACGUCUUCUACGGCGUGCACAUUUAGAGGGGACUUCUUUGGGAAUAUUCAACCUCAAAGUCUAUUGUACACAUUUAGAGCAUCUUUCAAAGUGAACGUUACUGAGUUCGGGCCAUUGCCCCAUUACAUAGAGGAGAGCCACUUUGGGGUUUCUGACGCCAGUGUAACAAUCAUACAGAGAGAACUAAAUGGUUCUGAAACCACAAUACAUAGCGAAAACAUGCUAAUAGACUACAAUCAAAGUCAGAAUGUCAAGGAAUUGUUCACGAAGAGCAAUACCAUAUCCAUCCCCCAAAUCACGUUACGUAAUGGACAAAUGUUGUGUUUUGUCUACGAAGCAAUCAGUGGCGGAUACCUCAAAAGCAAAAAUCAGUUCACAGAACCGCACGUUAUUGGCGAAGCAAUACCUUACUUGAAAAGAACUUCUUCAAAGCGUAUAUGUUACAAAUACGAUGAUGACAAACCUAGUCACUGUGCAGAGAAUAUGACAUGUAAUAUAGAACCAUUGCAGCUUGCAGAGAGAAUAACGAAAAAUCCACUUAUAAAAGUAUCCUUUUAUGGGUGGACAGAUCCUUUCCCAAGUGGAGGAAAUCAAACCCAAGCCUCUGGAAUUGAAUCCUUUGAAGUGUAUGUUAAUGAGGUCGUCCCACCGAACGGCACACUAAGUUCUAUUGUUUUGAGUAAGAAAGUAAACAAUACAGAAUAUUCUGUAAAUCUAAACAUAACAUCCGAAAAACCGAAAUUGUACUGUAUAACAUUAGAAACAAAGGACUUUGCAAAUAAUGUACAACAUGCAAGAAGAUUUGUGUUGUUUGACAACUACUCUUCCUUAAAGACAUCCUACGAGAAUUUGUUGAAAAUUACCAGCGCAUCGAAUACUGAACCUUACGCGUGGCAAAACCAUCACAACGACGUGUGUCUGGACUGGAAAGAUUACUUCUACAACAAAUUUUAUCAGGAAAACAAAGUACUUAACCCAAUUCAACCACAUCAUUUAAUUUCAGCUACCAGUAUUUAUGAGCAGAAUACAGGAGUUGUGCCAGUAAGUGGUACACCUAACAUCGACGGAAUUGUAGGGUUUGUUUUUCAUUGGACACGGUACAGGAAGUUUCAUUUAAAUAUCACUGGAUCAGAUGUGGUUCCAGAAUUUCAAAAGCAGCAGUUUUGUAGAGCAUUGGACAUGGAAGAUGGCGAUACAUUUUAUAUACAAAUUGAGGCUUUGGACAUUGCAAAUAAUAGGCUAGGAAGUAACAGGACAUUAUUUAUAGACAGGACCGCACCUAUAAUUGUGAAUAUCAAUCUCUUCAAAAACGGAGUAACGCAACUAUUUGUCCACAAUACCACCGAUCUUUCACGGAUGAUUUUGAAUUUUGAAACUUACGAUUCACACAGUGGAAUCAGGAAUGUGAAAUGGAUGAUAAGUAAAAGCGACACUGGAGAAAACAUAGGAAAUGGCACUAUCGGUGCAAAACAUCUUAACGAGAGUUAUUCGUGCCAAUCUGGGGUAGACACGUGUUAUUGUCCAAUGAUUGGUAAAUGCGAACACUUCAAGUACACUGUUGACCUGAAUAAACUUCAAUCACUUGGUACCCAUAUGGGUAAUCACAAUCGUAACUAUUACGUCACUUUGACGGCAACUAAUAACGCGGGAAUGUCAACUACAGAACGCAUUGACAUAUUAGUUGACGACUCGCCGCCUGAACCUGGGGUUGCAUUGGAAGGAUCAGUAGAUGGAAAUGAUAUUGACUACACCAGUAAAAGUAGCUUCAUCGUACAUUGGUAUGGCUUUAUUGACCACGAGAGUGGCAUAAAGAUGUAUCGUGUUGCAAUUGCAAAAUCAUGCCUUGCAACAGAUGAUAUUGAAACGCGACACCAAGAUGUUAUUUUGCAAUACAAAGAACUACCUUCAACGGAACAGUCAGUAGUUAUGAUUUAUAAUUAUUCAGGGAAAGUUUUCACCACUGUUGUAGCAUACAACAAUGCAAUGGAACCUUCAAAAGCGGUUUGCUCCGAUGGAAUAACUAGAGAUAUGACACCACCGCAAGUAAAAAAUAUCCGCGUGAAAAAUUCAAAAUGGCGUGAAACAUUAUUUUGUAAUGGGACGACUUCAUUUUUCCUAACAUCAAACAUGGAAAAAGUUCCGAUGACAGUUAAUGAUAAUGAUAUUCACCAAGCUUGCUUGCGAAAUAAUCAAUCGGUAUCAUAUCCUAAGGACGUCAAUCAAAUGAUUGCAUCACUUCCUACAAAGACAAUGGAGAAUGAUGAUGCGAUUUCUGAAUUUAUUUUGGAACAAAUUACACUAUACAACCCGGACGAAUUUGCAUUUAUACCAACUGAUCAAAUCCAUAUUGAUUGGGAAAUGGAGGAUGCUGAAUCACAAAUAUCUGAUUUUUAUAUUGGAAUAGCCCGCUAUGGAAAUGAUGUUCCAUCCGAUCCCACCCUCAUAGAUUAUCAACCAACUCACAGAAAUAAAUAUUUUUCCUUUCAUCAUGCAGGAGUUGGGUGUAAUGAACCAUUUUAUAUCAUGCUUAAAGCUGUGAAUAAAGCUAAUUUGCAAAGUACUACUACUAUCGGACCAUAUUUAAUUGAUAUGACCCCACCUGAAUACAACACAAUUCCAUCUGUGGAAAUAAUUGACGAUUUUAUCUAUAUUUUGUGGUCAAAAGAUACAUUUUAUGACGAUGAGCAAAGAUCGCCCAUUCAGACCAUUUUUUUCCAGUUUGGACAUGGCGACGUCUUGUUGACGCCUCUGUUGGAAUGGGAGUUCGCUAGUUCAAAUAAAUGCAUCUACGGGAAUUUCUGUUUCUCAUACCCACUUAGAAAAUUGCAAAGAGGUGACACAGAGCAAGGUUCGUUCUUUUAUGCGAAUGUUUACCUGUACAAUAUUGUCGGUCAUUUCAAAGAACUACAAACGCGGAUGUUUCAGCUACCAUCCAUGUAUCCGCCGGGAAGAGGUCUAGUAGUCGACAUCGAUCCGGACUUCAUCGAUGAUUUAAUAAAUGAAGACGUAUUUAUCCAUUUUACAAGGCAAACAUUGUGCGCACGUUGGCAUGGCUUCCAUCAUCACGAAAACAUAUCUUACGAAAUUGGUGUUAGAUCUAAAAACACCACUGCGGAUAUUAUUGGUUUCGUUGCAAGUUCAAAUACAUCCUUUGCGUGUAUUACUUCAGAAAAAAUAUGUUCUGAUACUUUGUACUAUUUUCUCGUGAAAGCGUCUUGUAGCGGAGGAACAAUCACAUCUAGUUCAAAUGGAGUACUGAUCAUUGACUAUUCAUUAAAAAGAUAUAACAUUGAACAUAGACUUAGCAAUAGCCCAUGUCGUUCAUUAAAUUACGCUACACACUUUAUGGACGGCCAAACUAAAAUCUGUCUCGUUUCUACAGUUUCUGUUGGAAGUUCUUAUACAUUUCAUGUUCAAAACACAGUUAUACCAUCAACUGCAUUUAUCGUGGAAGGAAAGAUACAAAUUAUAGAGAGAUUUAACAAUGGCACACAUGUGUCCUUUGUAACGUUUGUGGACAAACCGUGCUUGACAAUUGUUCAUGCAUCACCAGUGUCUGUUCUGGGCUUCGAACCGAAUUUAAAUAACAGCUAUAUCAAUGGAGGUAACCGUAUUUGUCUUCGAUAUGAUCUUCAAGAUAUGAUAACACAUAUUGAAGGAUAUGUGCAAUAUUCUGUCUUGGAGCGACCAUGUUAUGACAUGUAUAACUUUAGUUGCAUUGAACGUGCACACUCAUUUAAAACGUUGAAUAACACAGUUGUUGAUAACUUAAAACCAAAUUAUCAGUAUAGAUCAGCCAUCCGGAUUUGCAAUCCACACCGAUGCUCGAGCACUAUAAAAUCUAAAUCAGUUGAAGUCGACUUCGACAAUCCGGUUGGAGAAAUUGAUGAAGCAUACAUAAGCGAAUACACACAAAUGAAAGGAUAUAGCCUUACUUCAAGAUGGAAACCGUUUACGGCAAGAAGUGGAGUCGCUCUUUACACGUGGUUUAUCAGCGAUGACACUGAAUGUUUCAAACACAUCACGAACUUGACGUCUGUUUUUUCCGAUGAACACAAUUUAGUUACCAUAAGUAUUAACGAGACAGUGGCGUUGCCAGUCAAUAAAUUCACGUCAUUAUUUUUCUGCGUCAGAGCAUAUUCCAACAUUGGUAGAAUGGUCAGUGUAUCCAAAUUGAUUUCACAUAGAUCAAAACUUAUCAACAAUGUUGUCUAUGAUUUUGACAAUACAAAGGAUUCAUGGAAAAUAAUUGAAAAGUUGCUCGAAAGCCAGAAUCUCGGAAGUCAGUUUUCCUACCUUCAUGAUCAGGAAGUAACAUUUGUUCAUACUAAUUCAACAAUUGUUGGCGCCAUCUCUUACGGCAAUGCAAGGUUAAUACAAUGGUAUCUUAUGAAAGAAAGGCGAAUGCCUAAAUCUGAAUGUGAAAGUGAUAUAUCGUGCGUUAGCACAGAGACAAAUAAGAAAAACUAUGUUCUGUUUAGCAACGAUGUAAUUUGGAAAAACAUGUUUUACUUUAUUUGUGCAGAAGCGGAUGCUAUAAACAUUACGUUCGAAUAUUCUGUAGAAUAUUUGCAGCCACUAAGCGCAUGUAGCAACGGAUUUGUUAUAGACACGAUUCCUCCCUCCGAAGGAUUUGUACAUAUCACAAGUUCCAAUGAAUACAUUAUUGAAAACGAAGUAGACAUUUCUUGGAAUGGCUUCCAUGACAAUAUAGAUGCAAGACUUGUUGGUUACCCAUCCGAUAUUCGGUUCUAUGCUUAUCAAGUUGGUUCUAGAAAAGGCAUUGGUGACAUACAGCCUCUUAGAGACAUAAGACAUAAUGAAAAACUGACGUACAAAUUGACGGACCAGUGUCUAGAUGGAAUGAAAUUGUAUAUUUCAAUUACAGCGUAUGAUUAUUCCGGACUAUCGUCUUCAUCAACGUCUGAAGAGUUUAUAAUUGAUAGAUCACCGCCUUCCGUAGGAAAGGUCGUUAUAGAACGAGAUGACAGACCUGUUGUGCUGUCAAUAGGGCCGGGUUACUAUCUGAAGCUGCAGUUGCGUCUUUCAUCGUGGAUCAAACGCCACCCGAAGGCGGCCAAAUUUUUGAUGGCCACUGGAAUCAAUCAAAUGAUGUCGACUUCCAAAUAAAUAUGCACCAGAUCAUUUGUCAUUGGACGGGAUUUAUCGACAUUCAAUCGGGCAUAAGUCACUUCAUGGUUGGUCUGGGUACAAAUCCUGGAGACGAUGACGUUGAACCGAUGUUGCAUGUCGGUCUGCAAAACGACCACAACUGGAAUUCGUCCUUUAGCGCUGGUCAAAUGUAUUUCUGUUCUUUGACGGUUUGUAAUAAGGCUGGACUCUGCAUAUCAAAAGCGUCCGAUGGAAUACUGCUUGAUAACUCACCACCUAUUACCGGCGUUGUUAGAGUUGG